Messenger RNA from Exophiala aquamarina CBS 119918, 981 nucleotides. RefSeq lists its product as uncharacterized. The transcript is spliced from 5 exons. The record is from RefSeq and is a predicted model, not a curated record. Gene Ontology annotation, molecular function: arylformamidase activity. Lineage: Eukaryota; Fungi; Ascomycota; Eurotiomycetes; Chaetothyriales; Herpotrichiellaceae. The coding region runs from base 1 to 981 and encodes 326 amino acids.
AUGAGUCCUGUCGAACCUUCACGCCUUCCUCUAUUCUCGGACCUUCCUCUACAUGAGUCUCACCCGCCACAUUCCGCUUGGGGCGUCUGGGACCAUGAUGAUCAGCUUGGAUGUCUGAAUCAUUUGACCCCUAAUGUCGUACUAGACGCCGCUCGCGAGAUUCGGGCAGGGGAAACCGUGGGCCUUAGCUGGGAACUGAACCAGAUGCGGAUACCGCCUUGGUACAGGAUCAAACUAGAGCACAAGAUGAUCAGUCUCGCGGAUUGCAUCAAUGAUGAUGAGUUGAGGUUCAACACACAAACCGGAUCUCAAUGGGACGGCUUUCGACAUUGGUGUUUUCCUGAUGGCAGAUUUUACAAUGGUGUUACACAAACGGAAGUCAGAUCAGGAAAAUCUACACGUUUAGGGAUACAUGGCAAAAUAUAUCCAAAUUCAUGUGGGAUAGUCGGCAGAGGGGUCCUGAUCGACUAUUACUCGUUUGCGCAGGCACGAGGAAUCGAUUAUGAUCCCUUGACCUUCCACAAAAUCCCACUUUCAACGAUCAUAGAUAUCGCUAAGGAGACAAAUGUCGAGUUCCGGCGUGGAGAUAUUCUCUUUCUCAGAACAGGCUACAUCAAACGAUAUCUGAAUACAGCAGAUGAAGAACUGGAGGUAGUCAUGAAAAGCCCUGCGACGCGUUAUCCGGGAAUGGAAGGGUCACUGGACGCUCUGGAAUGGCUCUGGGACUCUCGCUUUGCAGCUGUAGCCGGAGACUGUCCAGGUUUUGAGGCUUGGUUUGGCGAAUCUGCUGGGCAAGAAUUUUUCCGCAUGCAUGAGACACUUCUAUCGGGGUUUGGGAUGCCGAUCGGCGAGCUAUUCGAUCUCGAGGAAUUGUCAAAGAAAUGCGCGCAGCAUUCAAGGUGGACAUUCUUUGUCACCAGUCAGCCGUUGAAUGUGGUUGGCGGUGUUGGAAGCCCUCCAAAUGCAAUCGCGAUUUUCUGA